AGGAAGGAUAACGGAGUUCUUUUGUCGCCCAUCAGUGGAGUUUUUUUCUUUGUGCGUCCACAUGGAGAGAUGCUGAUGGUGAUGCGCUUCUGGAGAUGUGCGGAUGCUGAGGCAGGGCUGUGUUUUAGUGCGACUUGAGUGAGACAACAUCAGCAGAAAAGAAGUUUGGAAGAAGAAAAAAAAAAGAAAAAAAAGAAAGAGAAGCGGUUGGGGCCCAGGCCAAAAAUUCACUCACAAAACCAUUGGACUUUUUCCUCUCAUCUGUACGGGUCCCUCGCCAGCUUUCAAAAUUUCGCCCAAAAGUAGACAAGAGGACCGGCCGGUCCUGACACGACUCGUCAGCAGGAAGCGGAUGAUCGUGGCUGGGGUGCUCGGCGUUGUCAUGAUCUUAGUGCUGGUGAUCCUAAUACCGGUUUUGGUGAGUUCCGCCGGGACCUCCGCCGCGCACUACGAGAUGCUCGGCACCUGCAGAAUGGUUUGCGACCCUUAUGGCACCAAAUCUCCUACCAGCACGGUCUCAGCAGACACGGUCCGGGACAGCAACCUUAUGCAGUCGUUACCAACUUUUAUACAAGGUCCGAAAGGUGAACCAGGGCGCCCGGGCAAAGCCGGACCGAGGGGCCCGCAUGGGGAACCGGGGCCACCUGGACCUCCCGGGGAGAGAGGAGAACCGGGCCGACCUGGAUUACCGGGACAACCGGGACCGAAUGUGGCCACCGGUGCCAUCAGCGCGGCUACUUACAGCACCGUUCCCAAAAUAGCCUUUUACGCAGGGCUCAAAAAGCAACACGAGGGCUACGAGCUGCUGAAGUUUGACGAUGUGGUCACGAAUCUCGGGAAUCAUUACGACCCUACGACUGGGAAAUUCACCUGCUCCAUACCGGGAAUUUACUUCUUUACUUACCAUGUGCUCAUGCGGGGAGGAGACGGAACCAGCAUGUGGGCUGAUCUGUGUAAAAACAACCAGGUCCGCGCUAGUGCCAUCGCCCAAGACGCGGAUCAAAACUAUGACUACGCCAGCAACAGUGCCGUUCUUCACCUGGAGCCAGGAGAUGAAGUCUACAUCAAACUAGAUGGGGGCAAAGCCCACGGGGGCAACAACAACAAGUACAGCACCUUCUCUGGUUUUAUCAUAUACGCCGAUUAGGACAUACGCACCAACUACUCACCUCUCCAGAAUGGUCUCUUCUUCUCCUUCACUAUUCCUCCGCUUUUAUUUUUCCUUCGGGCCUGGGGCAAGUAGACAGACCUGCUCAAACCCCCUCAUCAUUAGUGUAUAGGUGUGGGUGAGAAGGCAGAAAGCAAUGCCCUGUAAUCCAAAAAUCAAGAAUGAACCAAAUACGGCCCAGGAACCAGCACUUCAUCACAAAGAGGAAAGAUUUACACUCGAAAAUAUGUAAAGAAGAAUCGGCAAAGAAGAAUCUAAGGGAGUUACUGGAGUUCUGUGUCUAUUUAUGUCUGUGACUAUCAAAGAAGCCUGUGAGAUAUUUUAUAAUGUGUAAUCUGACAUAAUCAGUUAUAUGUGCAAUAAAGUAUACUACAAUACUUGUUAUUCAAAUACACUUACUGUUCGUAAUAAUCAGGCCAUCUCAGUAAUGCCAGGCAAAUCAGAUGCUUAAAUGAGUUUCAUGUUGCUUUAAUUUCCUAAUAUGCGUAUCAUGGAGCAUUUGCACGAAUUAUGUCAAAAUCAAAUGUAACCGGAUCGAAAUGUACCUCUUGUGUUCCUAUUGCACAAUAUACAGUGGGGUCCAAAUGUCUGAGACCACAUU
Molecule: messenger RNA, 1769 nt
Organism: Xyrauchen texanus (razorback sucker)
Lineage: Eukaryota; Metazoa; Chordata; Actinopteri; Cypriniformes; Catostomidae
Gene: c1ql3a
Product: complement component 1, q subcomponent-like 3a
Exons: 2
Coding region: 353-1147 (264 amino acids)
Molecular function (GO): protein binding
Source: RefSeq, a predicted model, not a curated record